GCCGCCACCGCCACCGCCACCGCCGCUGUCUUUCUCUGUCUCCACUAAGGCAGCCAUCUUACUCUUGCCGCGUGCUGGUGUUGGAAGAACCUCCCUGCUUCAGAUCUACCAACAGCAUGAAUCAAGAGAAGUUAGCCAAGCUUCAGGCUCAGGUCCGGAUAGGGGGCAAGCUCAGCUUGGAAGAGAGAUGUACUGACAGUUACACUACAGAAUCAGAAAUAUUAAAAUGAAGCACAAGGUACUCUUGCCUAGGAGAGACAAGAAAGUCAUCACUGAGCUGAGAUUUGAAGAAUAAACAAGAAGUUAUCACAGGGGUACAGCUCGCAGAAAGAAGAAGGUGGUACAUAGAACAGCUACAGCUGAUGACAAAAAACUUCAGAGUUCUCUAAAAAAACUGGCUGUGAAUAAUAUAGCUGGUAUUGAAGAGGUGAACAUGAUUAAAGAUGAUGGGACAGUUAUUCAUUUCAACAAUCCCAAAGUCCAGGCUUCCCUUUCUGCUAAUACCUUUGCAAUUACUGGCCAUGCAGAAGCAAAACCAAUCACAGAAAUGCUUCCUGGAAUAUUAAGUCAACUUGGUGCUGAUAGCUUAACAAGUCUUAGGAAGUUAGCUGAACAGUUCCCUCGGCAAGUUUUGGAUAGCAAAGCACCGAAGCCAGAAGACAUUGAUGAAGAAGAUGAUGAUGUUCCAGAUCUUGUAGAAAAUUUUGAUGAGAACUCAAAGAAUGAAGCUAACUAAAAUAUUUUCUGGUUUUUGGAAGCAGGCAUGGACUAGAUUUAACAAAUCAGCUAUGUGGUUCCAAAGUUUUACAGACAUGGAGAACAUCAACUGUUACUAGUUCAGUAAUAUAAAUAUUUUGUAUAUUAAUGAUGCUGUUUGUUCAGCAUUUUUCAGUCAUUUAUUUUGCAUUUUGCACUUACUCCCAAGAUCUGUUCUUUUGGUCAAAAUAUGAAGUAUUGGUGCAGUUUUAGGGUAUUUUGGUUUUUGAUUCUUUUUUGGGGGGGAAUAUUUUGGUGUGUGUAUGUGUUUAUAUGCGUGUGGGUAUGUGUGUAUACAGUGGAGAGCAAAUUGGAAAACAGUUCUAUUUAUCCUGCUCCUUUCCCCAGUAGAAAUAAAAUAAAUCUUUCCAUUUGUUACUUUUUAUUUUUUUCUAACAAUGCGCAGAAUUAAUGAAAAGUGAGUAUCUUGGAUUUCAAAUCUGAGGAGCUUUUACCAUUGGAAGUUUAGUUUUAAUUUGCUCGGUUAACAUUUUUUCCUUCAUUUCUCUGGGUUUAAAAUAUCUUGAGGUAUUUUGUCACCAGCUUCAUGCUGGCAUAAUGUAUAUUUCUUCUACUAGCUCUCUUCCUAAAUGCCUCUUUCCCUCUCCUCUUGGUCUCCAAAUGGCUUGGUCAGCCUGUGGUAAUGCUGUUCCUCAUCUUCCACCUAGUCUGAGACGGAUGUUCUCCAUAGAGUUUAGUGAGUGCCCAAUCCCUCUUUUGCAAUUCUUCUUGAGGAAAAACAGCUUCAUCUUCAACCUUUUAUUUCCCCCUUGAUUUUAUAGCUUGGUAGAUUUCAAACUGGAAUAGCUAGCAUGUGCUUGCUAAAUAAUUUUAUGCCAGCCUUAUCCUUUAUCCUAGCUGUUCUUAAUAGCAGGUGUAAAAAUGCCUCUUUUUCAACAAGGUUGAAAUUGGGAAUGUCCUUCUGAAUCAGAAAAAAAAUAGGCCAUAGACUCAUCCCACAGCACAAAUGGGCAUUCUGUGAAAUGGUACUGGCCUUAGGAGGAUUUCUUCAACUACUCUCCUACUCUUGGCCUUGAACCUACCUCUGGAUUAGGUCUUACUAUUAAAGCUGCUCACAGCAUCCUCCUGCAUGCCUAGAGUAAUGCUUUUGGGGGAAAACUGGUAAAACACUACUUAUUUUUUCACCUCCUUUCAGAGGACUUGGAGGUAAGUUGCAUAUGUUCUUUCAAGUUUUCCUCUUGCUGUCUGAUGGUGAAAGCUUGCAUUUUGCUAUAUCAGCAUUUGUUAUAGCCAAUAUUUAAGGAUAAGAUUUAGAAAACCUAUCAUUUCCUGGCCCAUCAAACUAACUGUGGCUUAACCUUACAGCAUAUCAACUUUUGUUUCAAGCUUGAUAUCUUCAUUUGAUAUCUAAAGUGCAAAACCAGCAACAUAUCAAGAGAUCUAUAGACAUGAAGGCAAAGCGCUUGUGUUUUUUUCUUCUAGACACCUCAAUUUAUUUUAUAAAUUUGUUCGUUUUUCCUGUUAUGUUUUAUAUAAUAUAUGGACUUAACUGCAAAAUAAAAUAAAGGUAAUAAAAUAACAAA
Messenger RNA from Manis javanica (Malayan pangolin), 2300 nucleotides. NCBI's taxonomy places the organism in Eukaryota, Metazoa, Chordata, Mammalia, Pholidota, Manidae. The record is from RefSeq and is a predicted model, not a curated record.